Molecule: messenger RNA, 1811 nt
Organism: Pelobates fuscus (common spadefoot toad)
Lineage: Eukaryota; Metazoa; Chordata; Amphibia; Anura; Pelobatidae
Gene: PRPF4
Product: pre-mRNA splicing tri-snRNP complex factor PRPF4
Exons: 14
Coding region: 95-1615 (506 amino acids)
Biological process (GO): mRNA splicing, via spliceosome
Cellular component (GO): U4/U6 x U5 tri-snRNP complex
Molecular function (GO): U4 snRNA binding; protein binding; U6 snRNA binding
Source: RefSeq, a predicted model, not a curated record
AGCGCGGCCCCGUGACCCGGAAGUGCUAGUGAGAGCGAGGCGCAUACUUCCGGUUUGAGAGCCGAGUUCCCAACCUGCUCCUUAAGGCCUAAAGAUGUCAGAUGAUGAGGGAGCCCCUGUGGUGAAGAAAUCUCGGAUUUUUUAUGGAAGUUUGGCAGACAAGGAGAAGGAGCGCCUUUCGAAAGGAGAGUCUUCGUUGGGGAAAGCAGCAGUGAAAGCAGGAAUUGAAGCUGGACACAUCAAUGUAGGUGGGGGGGAAUCUUUUGACCUUGAAGAACAUAUCAGUGAGCGGCAAGCAGAGGUUCUUGCAGAGUUUGAGCGCAGGAAGCGGGCACGCCAAAUUAAUGUCUCCACCGAUGAUGCUGAGGUGAAGGCAUGCCUGAGAGCUCUUGGAGAGCCAAUCACACUUUUUGGGGAAGGACCUGCAGAAAGGAGAGAGCGUUUACGGAAUGUGCUUUCUGUGGUCGGCACUGACGCCUUGAAGAAAACCAAAAAAGAUGAAGAAAAGAGCAAAAAAUCAAGUGAGGAGUAUCAGCAGACUUGGUACCAUGAGGGUCCAAACUCACUUAAAACAGCCCGGUUGUGGAUUGCACGCUACUCCCUCCCUCGCGCACUGAAACGUAUAGAAGCUGCACGAGAAUAUCGGAGUAUCCCAGAAUCCACCAGGACUUCUCAAAAACAAGAGCUCCAGAAAUCAUUGGGGUCAUUAAAUAAUUUCUGCAGUCAGAUUGGAGAUGACCGUCCCCUUUCCUUCUGCCAUUUCAGCCCCAACUCCAAACUUCUUGUCACAGCAUGCUGGAGCGGACUCUGCAAACUGUGGUCUGUACCAGAUUGUAACCCAAUACGAACAUUAAGAGGACACAACACAAAUGUGGGGGCAAUCGUGUUCCACCCAAAAGCCACGAUCUCCGUGGAUGAAAAAGAUGUGAACUUGGCUUCCUGUGCAGCGGAUGGUUCGGUAAAGCUGUGGAACCUGGAGAGUGACGAACCUGUGGCAGACAUUGAAGGUCAUUCAGUCAGGGUGGCAAGAGUGACGUGGCAUCCGUCUGGUCGCUUCCUGGGCACCACAUGCUAUGACCGAUCCUGGAGGCUCUGGGACCUGGAAGCCCAAGAAGAAAUUUUACAUCAGGAAGGACACAGUAAAGGGGUCUACGACAUCGCCUUCCACCUGGACGGAUCGCUUGCUGGUACUGGGGGUCUGGAUGCCUUUGGGCGAAUAUGGGAUCUACGGACUGGCCGCUGCAUCAUGUUUUUGGAAGGACACUUAAAAGAAAUCUAUGGAGUAAACUUUUCACCUAACGGCUAUCACGUGGCUACAGGAAGCGGGGACAACACUUGCAAGGUUUGGGAUUUACGCCAACGCCGCUGUAUCUACACAAUUCCUGCACACCAGAACCUGGUCAGCUCCGUCAAGUUUCAGCCUACCAACGGGCACUACCUGCUGACUGGUGCUUACGACAACACGGCAAAAGUAUGGACGCACCCGCUAUGGUCUCCAUUGAAGACUUUGGCUGGCCACGAAGGGAAAGUGAUGGGACUGGAUAUUUCUUCUGACGGCGAACUCAUUGCUACGUGCUCCUAUGACAGAACUUUCAAGCUAUGGAUGGCAGAAUAACAUUUUGUGGACAGCACCAAGCCCUAUGUUCAUUAGAAGAAUUUGAAGAAUGGGCCCAGAAACGGACAAUGUUAAUACCCGGCACACAGUCUGUGUCGCUACCCAGUUUACCAUGAAAAGAGCCAACAUUUUUAUUUUUUAACAGUCGAUUUGGUAUGAGUUAUAUUAAAAACUUUUUUUUUUCUUAAAACGACUG